Leopardus geoffroyi (Geoffroy's cat) is the source of this 963-nucleotide messenger RNA. RefSeq names its product centrin 3 (gene CETN3). NCBI's taxonomy places the organism in Eukaryota, Metazoa, Chordata, Mammalia, Carnivora, Felidae. Gene Ontology annotation, molecular function: microtubule binding; calcium ion binding. The coding region runs from base 98 to 601 and encodes 167 amino acids. Gene Ontology annotation, cellular component: microtubule organizing center. The record is from RefSeq and is a predicted model, not a curated record. The transcript has 5 exons. Gene Ontology annotation, biological process: spindle pole body duplication.
GGUCGUUGGUGUCUGUUGAACGGCUCUUGGAAGUCGUGCUGCCUUGGGUAGGGCGUUAAGGUCGUUCUUGAGAGGAACGUCUCUGUCCGAAGAGAAAAUGAGUUUAGCUCUGAGAAAUGAGCUUGUGGUAGACAAAACAAAGAGGAAAAAAAGAAGAGAACUCUCUGAAGAACAGAAACAAGAAAUUAAAGAUGCUUUUGAACUAUUUGACACAGACAAGGAUGAAGCAAUAGAUUAUCAUGAAUUAAAGGUGGCAAUGAGAGCCUUGGGGUUUGAUGUAAAAAAAGCUGAUGUACUGAAGAUUCUUAAAGAUUAUGACAGAGAAGCCACAGGGAAAAUCACCUUUGAAGAUUUUAAUGAAGUUGUGACAGACUGGAUAUUGGAAAGAGAUCCACAUGAAGAAAUAUUAAAGGCAUUUAAACUAUUUGAUGAUGAUGAUUCAGGUAAAAUAAGCUUGAGAAAUUUGCGACGUGUUGCCAGAGAACUGGGUGAAAACAUGAGUGAUGAAGAACUUCGGGCUAUGAUAGAAGAAUUUGAUAAAGAUGGUGAUGGAGAAAUAAAUCAAGAGGAGUUCAUUGCUAUUAUGACGGGUGACAUUUAAAGAAUUACAAGGAUAAACACUAAGAAUGUUGCAGUUACAUCUCAUAUUCUAUUUUUGUGCUGGAGCCGUGUUAAAAAGAAACCCAACUUAGUUCCCUUUUUCCAAAAGGACCAAAAAUAAGUGUCUUAUGUAUUCAUAUUUUACUACUGUUAAUUUUCUUUGUAUGAGCAGUAUUGUUAGCACUCUAAUAGUUUAGCUUUGUAUUUAUAAUAUAGCUUUUAUAUAUAUAUAUAUAAAAUUUAAAAAAUUGAAUCACGUGGUACACAUUCUCUGAAAGUUUUUUAUUCGGCAUCAGUAGUCACUUUUGUUUUGAUGUACACAUUAUACAGACUUUCAUUAAUAAAGUCUUUAUUUUAGUAGUA